AUGACUCGCUCAUUUCUCGGUCAACAAUGCAUUCUGGAAUAUUUCGCUUCUCAAUUACAGGAUCUAAACCCAGAUAUAAGUGAUGCUGUUUUUGAAGAACUCAAAAACACGUUGCUUCUAUUUAUCAAAGAUGCUAAAUCAUACAAUGAAUGUUUAUCAAUUUUCACAGAAAAGCUCGGUUCAACUUCACCUCUUGAUAUGCUUAAGACUGUUAUAGACACAGAUGUUACUAGUCGAACAGAGAUUGAAACUUCAUCCUCUGAUUCAUCCUCAGAUACGUCAAACACUGUUUCUCAAAGCGGACGAAAGCGGGCCAGACCUUGGAAUUCAGAAGAAGAUAAAAGAUUACUUGCAGGAAUACUUCGAAAUGGUACUGAUAAUUAG
Trichomonas vaginalis G3 is the source of this 384-nucleotide messenger RNA. Its product is annotated as RNA polymerase II transcription regulator recruiting protein. The record is from RefSeq and is a predicted model, not a curated record. The transcript has a single exon. NCBI's taxonomy places the organism in Eukaryota, Parabasalia, Trichomonadida, Trichomonadidae. Bases 1 to 384 code for a protein of 127 amino acids.